AUGGACUCUUUAACUGCCUACUCCAGUGACGAAGAGUCCGACUCAGAUCAAGAUACCCCUCCCGACUUGGGCCAAUCAGAAUCUUCUCCACCUUCUCUUUUCCCGCCUCCUGAGUUGGUUUCCUUGGUCCUGUACCUGGAAAACUACAGCAUGAAUAGAAAGAAGCUCGUCCUGAGUUUCCUACUGCUACCGUGGCAGCCUGAUGCCCGUGUGGUGUCGUCGCUACAAAAGACCUGUGAACAUGUGGUGAAGGCCAUAAAUGCUGAGAUGCCUCACGUUCGUCUGCGCUAUUCGUGGCAUUACACGGGAGCGAAUAAACCGGUUGUUUUUGGUCGCUACGGCUACUCCAACGUGGGUGCUAUCAAUCUGCUUCACGUCAGUUUAUUUCCCAAUUUUCAGGCGGAGCCCGGGCGGUUUGGCCAACUCCAUGAAAGCCUAGUUCGCUCUGUCAAACUCUGUCCUCCUCCGCAAGAUAUGAUGAUGGAGAAGCAGACCUCUACUUUGGACAAAAUGUUGAAACUCAAACAGAAGCCUUGCAUUUCACUCAGGACCAAUUCCCAUCUUCGCUGUUACAUGUCUACAAAGUCAGGAAGCAUAUUUGUUGCUCUAGACAUUAACGACACUCCACAACCAGGAAGUAUGUUUCUGGCUGAGUACGAGUAUUUGCGAAAUCUCAGCAAGAUGAUCGAGGGACAAGUGCAAACAUUUGAUGGAAAAUACGACUGGAAAACCAUUGUUUAUAAUUCAGAACGACUCGAUGACGGGUUGCCUAUGUUCAAGUAUCAUGUUACGGUGCUCUUGGGAGAGGUGCACAUGUACAAGCAUCGAAUGAACUCCAAACAUUUUCGGCAGCUCCGUAGCAUAGUGGAGGAUAUUGAUGUGACUGAUUUUGUAGGGGAAAUAACUGUGGAUGUGGAUACAAUGAGACUACGGAACAUCGCUGGUCGGUCAUUUGAUAUAGAUCUUGUAAAUAGUUAA
This is a messenger RNA of Sungouiella intermedia, 978 nucleotides long. The record is from the annotation of a GenBank genome assembly. NCBI's taxonomy places the organism in Eukaryota, Fungi, Ascomycota, Pichiomycetes, Serinales, Metschnikowiaceae.